This is a messenger RNA of Saitoella complicata NRRL Y-17804, 876 nucleotides long. RefSeq lists its product as uncharacterized. The transcript has 2 exons. Bases 1 to 876 code for a protein of 291 amino acids. Gene Ontology annotation, molecular function: ATP hydrolysis activity; ATP binding. The record is from RefSeq and is a predicted model, not a curated record. NCBI's taxonomy places the organism in Eukaryota, Fungi, Ascomycota, Saitoellomycetes, Saitoellales, Saitoellaceae.
AUGGGAGACGCAACACAAGACACAUCCGUCGAACUCCAAAACCUCUCCUUCUCCUACACCGCCGACAACUCCUCCCACGCAAUCCUCGAUGACGUAUCCCUCUCCCUCCCCGCCGGCUCCCGAACCCUUCUCAUUGGCGCAAACGGCGCUGGAAAAACCACGAUUCUGAAGAUUUUGGCGGGAAAGCGUAUUGCGAAGGAGGGUGCGGUGAAGAUUGGGGGUGUUGACCCGUUUAGGGACGGGGCGCAGGGAAUUACGUAUUUGGGCACAGAGUGGGCCAAUAACCCGAUCGUCCGGAACGACAUCCCAGUCGCACACCUUAUCGCCUCCGUCGGCGGCGAAGCCUUCCCCGAACGCCGCGACGAACUCGUCCGAAUCCUGGACGUCGAUCUCUCAUGGCGCAUGCACGCCGUCUCAGACGGUCAGCGUCGUCGGGUACAGCUCGUGAUGGGCCUAAUGCGACCUUGGAGAAUCCUUCUUCUCGAUGAGGUCACCGUCGACCUUGAUGUGCUGGUCCGCGCGGAUUUCCUGGAUUUCCUUGAGCGAGAAACGAAAGAGCGAGGUUGCACAAUCGUCUACGCAACACACAUCUUCGACGGUCUCUCCUCAUGGCCCACCCACCUUGUCCACAUCUCACUCGGCCGAAUCUCCUCGUUCGGGCCAGCCUCGGAGUACCCGGAACUCAACGCCACCCAGUCGACGGGUAACUCAUCGUUGUUGGCGUUGUGUUUGGGGUGGUUGAAGGAGGAUCGGGAGAAGAUUAGGGCGGGGGAUAAGAGGAUCAAGUGGGAGGAUAUUAGUGAGUUGCAGAAGCAUGGGGAGGGGGGCGCUCAUAAGUUUGGGAAGUAUUUUAAUAAGACUAGAGGGAAGGAGUAG